CAAAUGAGUAUUUAAGCUGUGAAUUACGAGGUUGAAGAUAUGGGUCGGUAUUUCAAAUCGUAAAAAAAUAUGAAUUCAUUCUUAGAUCAAAGAAGAAGUAUAAAUGGACAUUCAUGUUGGAGGAUAAGCAACAUAUGUUGGAAUUAGAAUUCUCAUAUCUAAGUGGGAAAAGAAGAUUGGUAUUGGAUGGCAGAGUACUACACGAAAGCAUGUAAAAUAUGAAUCUAUUUUAAGGAUGCUUACUUCCUCAUUUCAGUAUCCCUUUACUCUUGAAGGAUUUGCUUUAAAUGUAAUUUAACAAGGGGAUGCAUUUGAAUUGAGAAUUAAUAAUAAGGUCUUCUCUCAUCUAUACACCUAAUGUAAGAAUAUAUUAAUCAUCCCUUAGAAAAAACACAGAACGAGUUUGUAUACGAUGAGAAACUCAAUACCAACAAUAAAACAGAUAACAACUUUUAUUCUGAGCCUCCGAAUUUUAAUACUCAAUUUUCCAACAAUAAUAACUUUCAAAACAAUUCAUAGUAUAUUAUAAAUCAUCAUAUUUCAUUAGAAAAAUUAAUUUAAAUAUUAAAUUUGAGAAUCAUAAGGAUCUUAAUCCUAUCUAAUAAAAACCAAGUAUAACAUAAUAGACUAAGUAAGAAUCUUAUUUUAUUUUAGAACAUCAACUACAUUUGGGUAACCUGGAGCAUUUGAAGAAUUUGAAUAGUUUGGUUAAGUAUCAAAAACAAGCAAUAAUCCAUUUGGAGAUUCUUUCCAGGUUUAAGGAUUUUAAUAAGGUUAAACAACUUAGUAAUAAUAAAAAAGUAAUAUAUAUGUAUAAUAUUAAAAAAAGAGGUGGAUUUAUUAAAUUUAGAUGAUGAUAUACCAUAAUAAAAGCCAAUAAUUACAUAAGAUUAAGAGCCUUUAUUUUAAUAAUAAUAAUAAUAAUAAUAAUAAACUAUAAAUCCAUAAUAAACUAAUUUAUUUGAUGCUUUUGGUAAUGGUUGGAAUCAAUAAUAGUAAUAAUAAUAACCUUAAUAAUAAUAAUAAUAACCUUAAUAAUAAUAAAACUUAUUUUAAUAAACAAAUUAGAUUUCAUAACCAUUUGAGUAUUUUAUUUUAUUCUAUUUUUAGUGCUUUUAAUUCAAUUCCAUAAAAUACAUAAGGAUUUUAAAAUCAAUAAAUAUAAGGUGGAUUCCAAAAUUCUCAAGCCUUUGGAUAAGAAUUUCCCUAAGCUCCCCAAUAAUAAUAAAAUUUAAAUAUCUUAAAUUUAUAUGGGAAUCAAUAACCAGUUGUUGGAAAUUUAGCUUAUUCAGCAUUUCCUUAGGUUUAAUAAUAUAAUUAGCCAGUCCCUUAAUCAUAGCCUACUCCAUUUGAUCUGUUCAAAUGAGAUAAAUAUUAUUC
Paramecium primaurelia is the source of this 1380-nucleotide messenger RNA. The record is from the annotation of a GenBank genome assembly. NCBI's taxonomy places the organism in Eukaryota, Ciliophora, Oligohymenophorea, Peniculida, Parameciidae.